Messenger RNA from Poeciliopsis prolifica (blackstripe livebearer), 2208 nucleotides. Its product is annotated as basement membrane-specific heparan sulfate proteoglycan core protein-like. NCBI's taxonomy places the organism in Eukaryota, Metazoa, Chordata, Actinopteri, Cyprinodontiformes, Poeciliidae. Gene Ontology annotation, molecular function: transmembrane signaling receptor activity. The record is from RefSeq and is a predicted model, not a curated record. Gene Ontology annotation, biological process: cell surface receptor signaling pathway. The transcript is spliced from 11 exons. Bases 1 to 2208 code for a protein of 735 amino acids.
AUGCAGCGGACAGGAAGCAUAACGGCUUCUAAUAGCUGCUGCCACCAAAGCGGGGAGGAAACCGACAGUCUACACAUAGGUAGUCAGGUAGACCUCGCAUUUGAUCUGCAUGUGAGGAUGGGGAACGAGCUGCUGCUGAGGCUGAACUUAUUCGUGCUCUGUGUGAUCUUUUAUGGAAACACUGAAGUUUCCAAGCCGACUGUGAUCCUUCAACCCAGUGGGUCUGUUGUAUAUAGAGGAGAGAAAGUCACUCUGAGAUGUGAGAUCAAGGAAGGAGGAAGAACUCAGUGGACAUAUGAAUGGAGAACAAACAAUAGAAACAUUCAAAUAAGAUCCAGUGAAUACAACAUCAAUGAAGUCUCUGAAUAUCACAGUGGAGUUUACAGCUGUAUGGCUGCAGGAGAUCAUCAACAAACAGAAUGGAGCGAUGGCGUCACACUGACAGUGAAACCAGAUAAACCCAGAGCCACACUGACAGCACACAGAACAAUCAUACCAGCAGGGGGCAGCAUAACACUGACCUGUUCUGUGGAUGGAUCUGAUGACUGGAAGUUUGAUUGGUUCAGAAAUAGUCAACAAUAUUUUGCACCCCGGUUCAGAGGAAACAGAGAUCCAUUCAGAGUUAUCUAUGUCUCAGAGAGAGGUGUCUACAGCUGCAGAGGAGGAAGAGGAAAUCCAGUUUUUCAUACAGAAAAAAGCAACAUUCAGAAAAUUGUGUCUGCGCCGACUGUGAAGCAGCAUCCCAGCUGGCCUGUCGUAUUCAGAGGAGAGACGGUCACUCUGAGAUGUGAGAUGGAGGACGAUGAAGGAACUCAGUGGACGUAUGAAUGGAGUCCAGCCAAUAGAAACUCUCCAACAUCCAAUGAAUACAGGAUCAACAGCGUCUCUGAGUCUGACAGUGGGAGUUACUAUUGUAUGGCUAGUAAAGGAUAUCAGAGCACAGGCUGGAGUCUUCACUUUCCACUGACAGUGAAAUCAGAUAAACCCAGAGCCACACUGACAGCAGACCCAACAACCAUACCAGCAGGGGGCAGCAACACUGACCUGCUCUUGUCUGUGCCGACUGUGAAGCAGCAUCCCAGCUGGCCUGUCGUAUUCAGAGGAGAGACGGUCACUCUGAGAUGUGAGAUGGAGGACGAUGAAGGAACUCAGUGGACGUAUAAAUGGAGUCCAGCCAAUAGAAACUCUCCAACAUCCAAUGAAUACAGGAUCAACAGCGUCUCUGAGUCUGACAGUGGGAGCUACAGGUGUAUGGCUAGUAAAGGAGAUCAGAACUCAGGCUGGAGUCUUCACUUUGAACUGACAGUGAAAUUUGGCUGGAAGUUUGACUGGUUCAAACUGGAGUCAGAUUCUUCUGCAGCUCAGUCCAUCAGAACCAGUGAAUCAGACGGAGUCCUCUUCAUCUCAGAGGGAGGAGAGUACGGCUGCAGAGGAGGAAGAGGAGAUCCAGUUUUCUACACUGAAACCAGCAGAAAGGUCACUAUUGAGAAAACAGUUCCCAUCACACCAACUGUGAUCCAACAACCCAACUGGUCUCAGAUCUACAGAGGAGAGGAAAUCACUCUGAGAUGUGAGAUCCAGGAUGAUGGAGGAACUCAGUGGACCGUCUCCCCUCAGCCUGUCCUCUCUGUGUCUCCAUCAUGGCCGAAUCCUGGAGCCUCAGUGACUCUGAGCUGUGAGGGUUUGGAGCUUCAAUCAGCAGGAUGGAGGUUCUUCUGGUAUAAAGCUGUUCCUGAUCCAUCCAAGCUGAACUAUCAACCAUCCUACACUUAUGAACUGCUUCCUGACAGCAUCAAUGGGACUGAGCAGAACUCCUUCAUCAUUAAUGGACCGACUCAAACAGCAGGAUAUCAGUGCAGAGCAGGAAGAGGAGAACCAAAGUUUUACACUCGUGAGAGUGAAGUAAAGUUUAUCUGGUCUGCAGACUCUCAUCCAGCAGCUUCUCUCUCAGUGAGUCCUGACAGAGUUCAACAUUUCAUUUAUCAGUCUGUCACACUGAACUGCAGUGGGAACAACACCAAGUGGAGAGUGAAGAGGUUUACAGAAUCAAGCGGUCCAUCAUAUGUUCAGUGCUUCAACUGGGGGAGGAUGUCUAGAUCCUCAUGUACCAUUAAGAGACUGGAGGAUCACAGUGGAGUUUACUGGUGUGAGUCUGGAUCAGGAGAAUUCAGCAAUGCAGUCAACAUCACUGUACAAGGCAGGUUAUGA